Spea bombifrons (plains spadefoot toad) is the source of this 1316-nucleotide messenger RNA. It is a transcript of the gene PGGT1B, whose product is annotated as protein geranylgeranyltransferase type I subunit beta. Gene Ontology annotation, biological process: protein geranylgeranylation. NCBI's taxonomy places the organism in Eukaryota, Metazoa, Chordata, Amphibia, Anura, Pelobatidae. The transcript is spliced from 9 exons. Bases 23 to 1141 code for a protein of 372 amino acids. The record is from RefSeq and is a predicted model, not a curated record. Gene Ontology annotation, molecular function: CAAX-protein geranylgeranyltransferase activity. Gene Ontology annotation, cellular component: CAAX-protein geranylgeranyltransferase complex.
AGGUCCUGACUGACUGAAAGAUAUGGCGGAAGAAGAGGAUGGGUUACCAGAGGAGAGGUUAUUGUUUCUCCCCGAUCGUCAUGUGCGAUAUUUUCAACGCAGCCUGCAAGCCCUUCCCGAGCAGUGCGCCUCCUUAGAGACCAGCAGGUUGACGAUUGCAUUUUUUGCGCUGUCUGGUCUUGACAUGCUAGAUUCCUUGCACGUGCUGAACAAGGCAGAGAUUAUUGAAUGGAUAUAUUCCCUUCAGGUCCUUCCAACUGAAGACAAGUCCAAUUUAACUCAUUGUGGAUUCCGUGGCUCAUCCUGUUUGGGGUUGCCCUUUAAUCCCUCUAAGGGUCAUGGAUUGUAUCACCCGUAUGACAGUGGUCACAUAGCGAUGACUUACACGGCUCUGUGCAGUUUGCUCAUACUUGGGGAUGAUUUGGGCCGUGUAAAUAAAGAAGCCUGUCUAGCGGGACUGCGAGCUCUCCAGCUUCCUGAUGGGAGCUUCUGUGCUGUCCCCGAGGGAAGUGAGAAUGACAUGAGGUUUGUGUAUUGUGCAUCCUGUAUCUGUUAUAUUCUUGAUGACUGGUCAGGAAUGGACAUGGAAAAGUCUAUUGAUUAUAUUAGGAAGAGUAUGUCUUAUGAAAAUGCGUUGGGUCAGGGAGCAGGAUUAGAAGCCCAUGGUGGCUCUACGUUUUGUGGCAUUGCUUCCCUCUGUCUGAUGGGGAAGCUUGAAGAAGUAUUCUCAGAGAAGGAACUGAACAGAAUAAGAAGAUGGUGCAUAAUGAGACAACAAAGUGGCUUCCAUGGUCGACCCAACAAACCUGUGGACACUUGUUACUCGUUUUGGGUUGGAGCAACUUUAACGCUACUAGACAUCUUCAAAUAUACUAACUUGGAGAAAAACAGAAAUUUUAUAUUGUCCACCCAGGAUCGUCUUGUUGGAGGAUUUGCAAAAUGGCCAGAUAGCCACCCAGAUGCCUUGCAUGCCUAUUUUGGGAUCUGUGGUCUAUCCUUGAUGGGGGAACAGGGCAUCAGUAAAGUACAUCCAGCUCUGAAUGUAAGUCUAACUACAUUUAAACGUCUACAGCAGCUCCACGAGUCUUGGAAAGCAAAGGACUGCCUAAAGAGUUCAGAUGAUCAUCACAUCACCACGUGACUGACUUACAGCCACAUUGCGUUAAGUUGCAGAAUUGUAGCCUCACUUUUAAAGCCAUGUAUUAACCAAGUGUGCUUUUUGUCUACUGGAGUCAUUUGAUCAAAAUGUUUCUGUCACCGCUCUGUUUGACAGCUGUGGCCAUUUCUCUUGUACCUCAAUAAAAGUAUGUUUUAUA